AACGUCGAAAUGUUUUUGUUGUUUUGUUUUGACCGAAACGAAUAGUCGUGUUUGACGUAAUCAAGAAUUGUAAAAAGGAUAACAAGUCCUAAAGCAAUGGAUUCAGCACUGGCCGGCCAACAAUUUGCCGUUUAUCAAACGCGAGUGCAGCGAUUGUAAAGUGUAUAAAAUCUGCAUAACAUCCUCACAAAGUUCGGGCGACUGCGACGCAGUGGAAGUGACCCAUAGAUACAUGCAUACAUAUUAGGUAGUGAAAAGUGCAAAUGUGCAUUUGAGAAGCGCAGGAAAAAAGGACAAAUUUAUAAAUAACAUACCUACACCCGAAACAAGUUAAAAAACUUUGGGGACGUUGAUUUUCUCCAUUAGUUUGUGGCAAAAAGUUUGGUGGAGCUAGUCGAAGAUUUAUAUGAGAAAUUUCAAUUAGAUUUAGCCAGGGACGGGGGCCACUUACUGCUUAGCAGUCGGGAUGCCAGUGUUAUUACCACUGAGACGCAUAUUUCGGAGUUACCACCGGAAAUUUUGUUGUACAUACUGCGAUGGGUCGUAUCGACGCAGUUGGAUAUACAUUCUUUGGAGCAAUGCGCCGGCGUUUGCAAGGGAUUGUAUUUGUGUGCGCGAGACGAGGAACUAUGGCGAUCGGUUUGCACAAAAGUUUGGGGAGCUGAUCUAGGCACCUUGGGCGAACCAAUACAGCAUACACAAGCAGACGAUUUAAUUGAAUCAGUAGAUACUACACCUAUGGUGUACACAUCUUGGCGACAAAUGUUCAUUAUGCGCGAACGCGUAAUCUUUAGUGGCUGUUACAUAAGCAAAACAACAUACUUGCGUAUGGGCGAGAACAGCUUCCAAGAUCAAUACUAUCGCCCUGUGCAGCUUGUCGAAUACUAUCGCUACGUACGAUUUUUGGGUGAUGGACGUGUGCUUAUGAUGACUAGUGCUGAUGAGCCUGCACAGGGCGUGAAUAAGCUCAAAAAUAUUAAUCAGCUACGCCCAGAAGUGUUAUGUGGUCAUUAUCGCCUCUAUGGCGAUACUAUAACUAUCUUGCUAAAGAAACAGCAACAACAAUUGCAUAGCAAUAAUUCACAUCAAUAUGCGCGCCAUCGACGCAGCAGCAUGGCUACAUUCAAAGAAGAGCCAAACUGCACAAAAUAUUGCAUUGAAUUUCGUAUAACGAAUACAACAAAGCGGAAGUAUGCGCGUCUAUUGUGGGCACAAUAUUCGGUUGUACAGACGCGGAACAAAGUGGAGACUUCAUCACAAUUUGACCUCACACCAUCAAAGUAUCCGCCCUUGUGGUUUUCACCAGUGCGUAGCUAUCACUUGGACACCGAUGCACCUCUUUCUUAAGACAUCGUGUGUUGGUGCGCACGAGUUACAAAUUUUAAAAUUUUGUGUGUGCGAGACCUGGUCAUGCAUAAAUAGUUAUUUUAAGAUUUAUAAUGGAUUUCAAGGGUUGCUAUUGAUCUACUGAACACAUAUUUAUGUGUUACAUGCUUUAUGCUCGUGCAUUAUAUACUUACACUAAUUGUAGAGGCUGGUGCUUCAAGCUUAAUUUUGUAGAAUUUUAUUAUUUUAACUAGAUGUAUUCUCCUGGGACUAAGUUUCCUGAGGGCUCUUGAUACUAUUAAAGUAAUAAAAUAAUACAAAAAGCCAUAGUUACAAGCUUGGAUGAAAGUUUGAAGGAAAGAUUAAGCUGACAUUAUAGAGGCGCAUGUUGAAAAGCUAAACAUUUGAACAUGUACAAAUCAGUGUUCGUAUGGAAUAGUAGCUUAUGUCAGGAAGCUGGCUUUAGUAUAAUGCGGCUUUCCCUUUAUUAUUUAAGCGUCAAGGUAUUUUCUGAUGAGACUUAAUAAAGGGGGCUACUCUGUAAUGCGAUACGAAAUAGCAAUGCGAUGCGAUAGGCAAAUACACCGUGAGUAAUACGCUGUGCGAUUGCCUAUCGCAUCGCAUUUCUCUUUCGUAUCGCAUUACAGAGUAGCCCCCAAGAAUAUUGACUUGCUAGUAUCGGAACUAUUUCUUGCACGUUUAUUUUCCCCGGGCCGGAGUUCACAAGCGGACAUCGUGCUCUGACUCCGGAGUAUAUUUUAUAAUAAAACAAGUGAAAUAUUA
This is a messenger RNA of Rhagoletis pomonella (apple maggot), 2109 nucleotides long. Its product is annotated as F-box only protein 9. Gene Ontology annotation, molecular function: protein binding. The record is from RefSeq and is a predicted model, not a curated record. Gene Ontology annotation, biological process: SCF-dependent proteasomal ubiquitin-dependent protein catabolic process. Lineage: Eukaryota; Metazoa; Arthropoda; Insecta; Diptera; Tephritidae. Gene Ontology annotation, cellular component: SCF ubiquitin ligase complex.